UGGCCUGGGAGGAGACACUCAUGCGCAUGCACCUCCUUGAUCUACCACUUGAAUGGCAUAGGCAAUGGCAUGUUCUAUCGUAUGCUGAACGUGGUAACAUCGGCGACAUACGAGACGAGGAGGGUGCGCAAGCAGAUCACCGUGCUCCAGGCUCUCGAUGUAGCCAAGACGCAGCUGUACCACUUCACCACCAUUGUGAUCGCCGGCAUGGGCUUCUUCACCGACGCCUACGACCUCUUCUCCAUCUCCCUCAUCACUGACCUCCUCGGAAGCAUAUACUAUUCUGACGGGAAGCUCCCAACAAAUGCCGCUGUUGCGGUCAAUGGUAUUGCUUUCGUUGGAACGGUUCUUGGGCAGAUCUUCUUUGGUUGGCUUGGUGACAGAAUGGGACGCAAGCGCAUCUACGGCAUCACGCUCAAGCUCAUGGUACUUUGCUCACUCGCCUCGGGCCUCUCCUUCAACCACAAACCAAAGGAUGUCAUAGCCACGCUGUGCUUCUUCCGUUUCUGGCUUGGCAUUGGCAUCGGUGGCGACUAUCCUCUCUCGGCAACCAUCAUGUCAGAGUAUGCAAAUAAGAAGACUCGGGGCACAUUCAUUGCGGCGGUUUUCGCCAUGCAGGGUCUAGGAAACCUUGCUGCUGGCACCGUCGUUUUGAUCAUUUCUGAAAGAUUCAAGAACUCCCCAGCCUACACGACAGACCCAUUUGGGCAGGCAGACUAUGUGUGGCGCAUUGUUCUCAUGUUUGGUGCCGUUCCAGCUCUCCUUACAUACUACUGGCGUAUGAAGAUGCCUGAGACAGCACGAUAUACUGCGCUGAUUGCGAAAAACCUAAAGCAGGCUGCAGCAGACAUGACGUCUGUCCUCGACAUCGAGAUCCCCGCAGGGAAAGAAGAGAUGGAUGCCCUUGACAGACAAGAUGAAUUUGGUCUCUUCUCUAUGGAAUUCUUUCACCGUUAUGGCCGUGAGCUGCUCGGCACUACUAUGUGUUGGUUGGUCCUUGACAUCGGCUUCUACUCGCUCAAUCUGUUCAUGAAGCAAUUCUUUGCCAGCGUCGGUUGGUUUAAAGAUGAGAGCAACAUGGGCCCACUUGAGCAAACAUAUAAAUUUGCUCGUACUCAAGCGAUCAUUACAGUCAGUGGCACUCUUCCUGGAUACUUCUUCACCGUAAUCUUCAUCGACAAACUCGGCCGCAUCAGGAUACAGCUUGUGGGAUUCACUAUGAUGACUAUAUUCAUGCUUGGCUUGGCUGGCCCAUACUAUUUUUGGUCCACAAAUGAAAGCACACGUAUUGGAUUCGCCAUUAUGUAUGCAAUCAUAUUCUUUUUCGCAAACUUCGGCCCAAACUCUACCACAUUCAUCCUUUCCAUAGAGAUAUUCCCAACAAGGUUACGGUCAACAUGCCAUGGAGUAUCUGGUGCUGUGGGGAAGAUUGGUGCAAUUAUUGGUGUGGUUUGGUUCCUCCUCUAUGGUCAUGCUGCCUAUCAGAACACACUGCUCAUGUUUGCUGGUUGUAACCUAGUUGGAGUCAUGUUCACCCUAGCUUUACCAGAGACCAAAGGCAUGUCACUCGAGGACAUCACUGGUGAAAUAGAAGAAAUGGAGGAGCAACCCAUAGGAUCACCUCCAAUCGAUGGUGCAGAGUUCAUCCACAGUGUUAUUCUUUGA
Panicum hallii is the source of this 1665-nucleotide messenger RNA. Its product is annotated as putative inorganic phosphate transporter 1-13. Gene Ontology annotation, cellular component: membrane. Bases 70 to 1665 code for a protein of 531 amino acids. The record is from RefSeq and is a predicted model, not a curated record. Gene Ontology annotation, molecular function: transmembrane transporter activity. The transcript is spliced from 2 exons. Gene Ontology annotation, biological process: transmembrane transport. Lineage: Eukaryota; Viridiplantae; Streptophyta; Magnoliopsida; Poales; Poaceae.